Messenger RNA from Klebsormidium nitens, 2297 nucleotides. Lineage: Eukaryota; Viridiplantae; Streptophyta; Klebsormidiophyceae; Klebsormidiales; Klebsormidiaceae. The record is from the annotation of a GenBank genome assembly.
CAGCGGUCUCCAUCUCUGAUUGUCGCCGCCCCAUGCCUUUGAUUCGCAAGGGCUAUUACCUAGUAUAAGAGAAGUAUCCAUUGUCAGGACUGCAUCCGCACGAAGACUUGGGAGGAACAGGAGAGCUGUGAGCAGCGCCACAGGGUUCACAUACAGUAGGGAGUUGUCAAGCAUGUAAUGACGUCGGUAGGGUGCUUUUGGCUGGCUUUGAAGAGAAGAAGCUUGUGAGUGUAGGUGGUGAACCAGCGGCCGCCCGCAUCGAAAGGCCUUAUCCUCAAUGGCGCCGACAGCGGCAUUGGGCGCCGCAACUGGUUUGAGCUCGCCAGCGAGCCUCUUUCCUCUAUCCGCAAAUGGUCCCCGCUCCAGCCACAGUCGAUCAAUACAUACAAGCGGAUAUGCACACUCAAAUGAACAACCAAACACAGUCAAUGUUUUGUGUCAUCCAACAAAUAGAUUGCUACGCCCGCAGGCCUUUCCAUCUGCUUCCGUUGCUAGGGGCAGCCAAUGUGGUUUCUUGACAGGCAAUGGAAGCGACUGGUUUUUGCUGCAUACUAUGAUGCAGAAGGAGAAACAACGGCAUGGUGGCCGGACGAAGGUCAGCAGGGGCGCUCGGGCAGACUUUUAUCAGACACUCGGUGUUUCAAAAAGUGCAUCCAAGGCGGAGAUCAAGAGCGCAUACCGGAAGCUGGCGCGGCAGUACCACCCGGAUGUGAAUAAGCAACCCGGUGCAGAGCAAAAGUUUAAGGACAUCAGCAAUGCAUACGAGGUGCUUUCAGACGAUGAGAAGCGGCCAGUCUACGACCAGUACGGGGAGGCAGGCCUCAAAGGUGGUGGCAUGGGCGGGGGCGGUGCUUACGGGGCGGAUCCGAUGAGCAUCUUCGAGCAGUUCUUCCGGGGGGGAAUGGGAGGCAUGGGAGGCAUGGGGGGUAUGGGUGGAAUGGGAGGCAUGGGGGGUUUCGGAGGAAUGGGAAGGAGGCAGCCCGUCAAAGGAGAGGAUAUCCGGUUCGAUCUGAAGCUGGACUUCCUGGCGGCCGUUUUUGGAGCGGACCGGGAGUUUGAGGCACAGCACUUGGAACAGUGUGGUUCUUGUGAUGGGACGGGAGCCAGGGGGGGGAGCAGCCGAAAGACGUGCUCAACGUGCGGGGGUCAGGGACAGGUCAUCACGACAUCACAGACGCCGUUUGGUGUGUUCCAGCAGGUAGCGACUUGUCCGACAUGCUCGGGCGAGGGGGAGGUCAUCUCAGAGUUCUGUCGAAAGUGUGGGGGGGAGGGCCGGAUACGCGUCAAGAAGACCAUCAAGUUGAAGAUUCCUGCGGGCGUCCAGAGUGGGAGCACGUUACGAGUGCGGGGGGAAGGGAACGCAGGGCCGAGAGGAGGGCCGGCCGGCGACUUGUACGUGUAUCUUAGCGUGCAAGACGACCCUGACAUCACGCGGGAGGGACAAGACCUGUUCUCUAGGAUCAGCAUUAGCUACAUAGAGGCAAUUUUGGGCACGGUGGUCACGGUGAAGACAGUCGAGGGCGUGAAGCAGCUGCAGAUUCCGUCGGGAACACAACCGGGGGACACUUUGAUGAUGUCCAAGCUCGGGGUGCCGGCACUCGGCAACCCCCGGCAACGAGGGAACCACUACUUCUCAGUGAAAGUGGGCAUCCCGACGAAGCCCAGUGCCAACGAGUUGAGCUUGAUCGAGGAGCUAGCCGAGUUGCAAAGAGGGGGGGGCCGGCGGCGGGUGAAAGCGACCCCCGCGCGCGCCGCUGCAUCCACGAGUGCCACGUCAACCGCCAGCACAUCGACGCCCUCCUCGACCAGUAGUAAACGUGGCACUCCGGGAGUGACCCGCGAGUCGAGCGCGGGCGGCAAGCCCCGGGCACAGGAGAAGAAAGAGGAGGGGGGGCUCUGGGGGACUAUCAAGAACGUGAUUGGAAGCGGCGCCAAGUGGCUGAGUGAUAGGCUCUGAGAGACCGAGGUCAAAUUGACCUGGAAGGGGCUCGUCCACGGUUUGACAAUAAAGCACUAGUCAACAAGUUUUCUGCUAGCGAGCGAAACACUCAUUUUGCAACUUCGAGAAUCUUGUGAGCAUAGUAACUUCGUCGUCUUUCCGGAGUAAGCUUGCGCCAAGGGAACGGUCAGCGCAACCCAUCAUAUGCACGACUGACCACCUUUGAAAGCUUGUGGUCGCUGCGAGCGAGUGUGCAAUAGUAGGCGGUUCCCAGAACUCUGUGAUUGUAUGUACAAACGACAAGUUGCUUGCGAUUGUUUACGGCUGGGCUAGCAUGUUUGUAACAAGUUUAUCACUG